Messenger RNA from Parathielavia appendiculata, 1323 nucleotides. RefSeq names its product Actin/actin-like protein. The transcript has 7 exons. The record is from RefSeq and is a predicted model, not a curated record. Gene Ontology annotation, biological process: Arp2/3 complex-mediated actin nucleation. The coding region runs from base 1 to 1323 and encodes 440 amino acids. Gene Ontology annotation, molecular function: actin filament binding. Gene Ontology annotation, cellular component: Arp2/3 protein complex; actin cortical patch. Lineage: Eukaryota; Fungi; Ascomycota; Sordariomycetes; Sordariales; Chaetomiaceae.
AUGGCCAACCAAACCCCCGCCGUUGUCAUGGACAACGGCACGGGGUUCUCUAAGCUAGGUUUCGCCGGCAACGAUUCUCCAUCCUUCGUCUUCCCCACAGCGAUCGCGACCAAGGGCCCCGCGGCUGGAAGCGGAUCGGGUUCCGGCCGCCCCGCCGUUGCGAACAAACCUUCCUUUCUUACCGGCGGAGCUGGCCCGACAGGUCACUUAUCAGCGAAGCGCGGGACCGAAGACCUCGACUUUUUCAUUGGUGAUGAGGCCAUCGCGGCUGCCUCUGGUCCAGGCUAUGGGCUACACUAUCCAAUUCGGCAUGGGCAGAUCGAGAAUUGGGAUCACAUGGAGAGGUUCUGGUCGAACUCCAUUUUCAAGUAUCUCAGGGUUGAGCCUGAGGACCACUACUUCCUCCUCACUGAGCCGCUUCAGCCCCUGAAUCCUCCCGAGAACCGAGAAAACACGGCCGAGAUCUUCUUCGAGUCCUUCAACUGCGCCGGUCUCUACAUUGCUGUCCAGGCUGUUCUGGCACUCGCUGCCUCGUGGACAUCGUCAAAGGUCACAGACCGGUCCCUGACAGGCACUGUUAUCGACUCGGGUGACGGUGUCACGCACGUGAUCCCGGUGGCCGAAGGUUACGUUAUCGGGUCGUCGAUCAAGUCGAUCCCCAUCGCCGGCCGCGAUAUCACCUACUUUGUGCAGUCACUCCUCCGAGACCGCGGCGAGCCCGACUCGUCUCUCAAGACGGCCCAGGAGAUCAAGGAGAAAUAUUGCUACGUCUGCCCGGAUAUUGUCACCGAGUUCGGCAAGUACGACCGCGACCGCAGCCGGUUCCUCAAGCACGUCGUGACGCAGCUCGGCGGACGCGAGCUAAUGGUUGACGUCGGGUACGAGCGCUUCCUGGCGCCCGAGAUCUUCUUCAACCCGGAGAUUUACUCGUCCGAUUUCCUCACGCCGCUGCCUGUGGUGGUGGACGGCGUGAUCCAGUCGUCGCCCAUCGACGUGCGCCGCGGUCUGUACAAGAACAUUGUGCUCUCAGGCGGCAGCACGCUGUACAAGGACUUUGGCCGCAGGUUACAGCGCGACAUCAAGCAGCUGGUUGACGCCCGCAUCCGCCAGAGCGAAAUGCGCAGCGGUGGCGCAAAAAGCGGCGGGCUCGAGGUGCAGGUCAUCACGCACAAGAGGCAGCGGCAUGGCCCGUGGUUUGGUGGCAGCUUGCUCGGCCAGACGCCCGAGUUCCGGUCGUACUGCCACACCAAGGCCGAGUACCAAGAAUAUGGGCCGGGUAUUGUGCGGAGAUUUGCCCUGCUGGGCGGCCCCGGCGGUUCUUAA